UUGUGUACACUGGAUUGUGAGGAGCUUAACAAUAAAAUAGCUGCAAAAAGUCGAUAAUUUUCAAUACGAAAAGUUAAACGCGUAAGCUAAUAACGGAGCCACAUUUCAUUGUGUGAAAGGAAGUUGAGAGUGGCAGCUUUAGCGAGCGGUUUGUAUGUAAUCAUUGGGCGAGCAAAUCACAAGCAUUACUUACAAUGGUUAAGGUAUUCGGACACAACUCGGUUGGUAGAGGAGUUGGUAAAGCCAUGAAGGGCAAAGGCAAGGGUUCCGGUUCCAGCUCCUCCUCGUCAGCCUCGGAAGAAUGUCCGCUGCAGUUUCCGGACGUGAGUCCACUGGACCACACGACUGUAUGCCCUCGCUACACGGCAGUCACACAGGGCGAUACAGCGUUGACCCUUGAUGACGUAGAUACCUUACAGCUGGAAUUGGAGACCCUACUGGUCUCUGUCUGCGGACGUAAACGACAGCUAGCGCACGAGACGCAAGUUCUCGUCUCCUGGCAAGAGAAAAAGAUUCCGCUGCCGACGUGCACACCUGGAAAACGACAGAGGCCGUCAGACGGAAAGCCUGGGUCCAAGAAGUUCAAAGAUGGCGGGAAAGUAUUCACAGGGGGGCGUCCGCCACGGAAACACAUUGGCACGCCGGCGUCUGCACCCCACCACGAGGAGGGGCAGGCAACACCCCAGACUGCACCGCGCAACGAUGCGCCCAAUCGAUUCUGGGCGUCCCUGGAACCGUACUGCGCCGAGAUAACGCAGGACGAUCUUCGCAUGCUGGAAGAGCUGAUCCACAGUCGCGAAGAUGAUGCAGAGUAUUACCGUAUCCCUGCGCUUGGGAGGCACUAUGCACACAGGUGGGCGCAGGAGGACCUCUUGGAAGAGCAGAACGAGGGUGCAAAGGCUACCGCCGCGGGAGAUGCGACAGAGACAAAGCCUUCGCGGAGGACGGUGCAGGACAGCAAGGAGGCAGACAGGAUGCUGAAGGGUGCAACGAAGGAGUUGGAGCAUACGGACACUUGCCCGCUGGGACCCCUAACUCAGAGGCUGGUCUCCUGCUUAGUAGAAGAAAAUCUCAUGUGCUCCGUCGAAGAUGCCGACGUAGGGGGCGCUGCACCCUUAGCAGUCGCAGGAGCGGCCCAGCUGGAACGACGAGUUCGCAGAGAACUGCAGGAGCAGGGACUGCUGGAAGAGGCAUCCGCAGUAGACAGUUCAGAUGACCAGGUUCUAGCUGAACUCCGGAGAUGUCAGGCCGAGCUGCGUGCGCUGAGCGCUCACAACAGCACUCAGCUGGCAACAUUGUUGAAGCGUGCGCGUGACCGGCUCCAGGAACAGGAGCUCCGGAAAAAGCUUCGCAUUGUGGACAACGAGGUCCUCGACGUCUUCCGCAGGAUCUCCUCGACUCGACAGAGGAAGAAAAGCCCCACCAAGAAGGACCGCGAACAAGCCCUGCGUGCUCUACGUGAUCGGCAGGCGCUCGUGAGGCAGGUUGACCGCCUGUCAGCAGGAGGGGCAAAACAUUGAUGUUUCCUGUUUUUACGAUAUAUGUAUUUAACGGUAAUGUAAUAACACAAAAAAUAUUUGUGUUGUUGUGACUGUGUGGGUUUUGAGAAUUGAUUGUGGUGCAGGCUCAUCGUGUGAAAGGAAUAAAUUGAGAACAAACGCU
Messenger RNA from Ornithodoros turicata, 1662 nucleotides. It is a transcript of the gene Ada3, whose product is annotated as transcriptional adapter 3-like. Gene Ontology annotation, biological process: regulation of transcription by RNA polymerase II. Bases 195 to 1520 code for a protein of 441 amino acids. Gene Ontology annotation, molecular function: transcription coactivator activity. NCBI's taxonomy places the organism in Eukaryota, Metazoa, Arthropoda, Arachnida, Ixodida, Argasidae. The record is from RefSeq and is a predicted model, not a curated record. The transcript has 5 exons. Gene Ontology annotation, cellular component: SAGA complex.